Messenger RNA from Xyrauchen texanus (razorback sucker), 3524 nucleotides. RefSeq names its product microtubule-associated proteins 1A/1B light chain 3B-like. Lineage: Eukaryota; Metazoa; Chordata; Actinopteri; Cypriniformes; Catostomidae. Gene Ontology annotation, biological process: cellular response to nitrogen starvation; autophagosome assembly; macroautophagy. Gene Ontology annotation, cellular component: cytosol; autophagosome; autophagosome membrane. Gene Ontology annotation, molecular function: ubiquitin protein ligase binding. The transcript has 4 exons. The record is from RefSeq and is a predicted model, not a curated record. The coding region runs from base 225 to 602 and encodes 125 amino acids.
AGCUGACUGGUUUGUUUUGCUUGGUAAGACGGACUUCACAGAAGCAAGCCGACGACAGGAAGGAGACUGUAACGCAUCACUAUUUCGGUAUUUUGAAAAAGCCCACAACAGAUCAAGAUCCGCUCAAGGGGGAGGGAGAUAUAAAGAGAGAGAGAGAGAGAGAGAGAGAGAGAGAGAGAGGUUAUGCUCCUUUGCCUAAAGAAGACGUUUAUACAUUUGUAAACAUGCCAUCGGAAAAGACGUUCAAACAAAGGAGGACAUUUGAGCAGCGUGUGGAGGAUGUACGGCUGAUCCGGGAACAGCAUCCCAACAAGAUCCCGGUGAUCAUUGAGAGAUACAAGGGAGAGAAGCAACUGCCAAUUCUGGACAAAACAAAGUUUUUAGUUCCUGACCACGUAAACAUGAGUGAACUUAUUAAGAUAAUCAGGAGACGCCUCCAACUGAACUCCAACCAGGCUUUCUUCCUGCUUGUUAACGGUCACAGCAUGGUAUCUGUGUCUACUGCCAUUUCUGAGGUCUGUGAGCGUGAGCGAGACGAAGAUGGAUUCCUGUACAUGGUCUAUGCCUCCCAGGAGACAUUUGGAUUUGUGGGCUCACAGUAAAAAUUUCAUAUGAUUGGUUUUCACUCUCGGACUAUGAUAAACAACCUAUGUUGAACCCAUGUGACCUAUCCCCUACAUAUAGCCCCUCCCCUUUCCCACCCCUUCCCAACAGGACUGUAGGAACCAGCUGAACUUUCAGUCCUUUUGGCCCUGAUCCCAACUCAAUCCAAAGCUAAAUCCUAAAUUCCUUCUCAACCCUUUAACUUUGACUUCCCUAUUUGUAUUGUCAUUAUGGAUGAGGAGUCAUCUGUUUGGUUCUUGGUUUUAUGUCAGGUCUUGGUUAAGCUGGGCAAUGAUCAAGUGUGUUUAAAUAAGACUUAACUCAACGUAAAGCUUGAAAGAAAGACUUCUGGGUAUCAAGAGAUGGGAUCAUCAUGGCGGUUCCAAAAAUGAUACAGCAUGUCUAGAUGAGGUGUCUAGUGUAACGUUAGGCAGUCAAAUAGUUUUUAUGUUUGGUCCUGAAUUUCAGGUCCAAUUCAGGAUGGGGUCGGGUUGCUGCCAGCGCACACUAGUGACUUUCAACCCCUCCCGUUCCUUGACGAAUAUUUGGCUUUGUGGACUCCUCUUUACUCAUUUAGUUGGGCAAACUUUCUUACUCAUAGAUGUCAUAAAAAAAAACUGUGUUUUCUGCUAAUAAUUGCAUUCCAUUUCCUGCUAGAUGCAAUUUAGUCUUUUCACGUCACCCUUGAGGUUUCGCUAAUUGGGUCGUGAGCAUAAUGGCCUACUUGCCUUGUUGACCUUUUUUAGUGUGUUCCACAGAAAGUAGAUGUUACAUGGUACACACCUGAUGAAAGGAUAAAAGAAAUCGCAAUUAUUAAAAAACAACAACCCUGCUUGUAUUGUAGGAUGAAGCUUUAUAAUGCAAGUAUAAAAAGGACAAUAAAAAUAAUUAUCUGACAAUGGUACAUUGAAAGACAGCUUGAGCGAAUGAAUGCGACUUUAGGGACAUGCGUACAGUGAAGCGACCGUGGCCCAGGUAGACAGGCCGGAUGUAGCCUGGUCUAUAUGGAACUGCUUCUGAACGUCCUUGCUCUUUUAGAGCACGCUUUUAGUCUUCUCAGUUUUACUAGAGAAUUAUUUAUGCCUUUAUAAAUGCAUAACCAUGAGCUGUUGUACUCUUUCCAUCUAUAUGUCUUUACAGUUAAUUGUAAAGAUAAGCUUAGAUGCCUUCUCUCCUGAGCAUUUGUUUGCUAUUUAAUUGUCUUGCUCUUGUUUAAAGAGAUGUUAUUUUUUAACAUCUCUUUAUGUUAUAUGCGAUUUUAUUGUGCAAUUUACAAAAGUGACUGUUUGAAUGAGGGUUUAACUAAAAUGAUCAACCCAUUAUCAAAGUCAUUUCUGCAUUUCUCCUGCUCACAGAUGUCAGAUUUACAGCAAUAUCACACUUCUAUUUCUGUUGGUAUUUUAAAAAUAAAAGAGGAAUAUGCAUCCUGUUUUGCCUUUUCUUUGAAUUCCCAUAACACUUCACUUUAGAAAUGUUAAAGCUUCUGUUAUUGAAUAUCUUGCAUGAAAGUUUCCUACUACCUGAUAGAUAUUGCUGAAAUAGAUGUUGGUCACGGAAGAUUCAAAACAGAUCAUUAAUCUUUGUAAAUCGGUCUGUAACCAGCAGAAACAAAUCUGACCACAGUUUGUGUGUUAGUCAAUAAGAAAAUUUGGCGGCUGCUCUCAACCAAUGCUGAGUUUGGGGUGUCUACCUGCAGGACAGGGGGAGUGUUUGGGGAACCUAUUUAAAUUUUUAUUUUAUUUUUGCAGUUUCGUUUGGUGAUGCAGAAAUUGUUUAAAGCUGUUUAAAUUAAAUUUGUAUUGCUGUUGUUGGAUAGUUAUUUUGAUUUUUAUCACCAUGUAUCUGUUAGGUUUAGGGAAAACAUUUUUCCUGUACAAUGUUUUAUGAUUAAUCCAUGUUCAAAGUGUUCUAUCGAGGUGUGGCAACCAAACAAAUUGCAUUCACAGGAAUUAUCAAAACAAAUGUAUUUUCAAAAGUGUCAAAUUGAUACAUUAUAUAAAAAAUUCAGCAUUCAAACUUCAUUAAACAUUCACCUCUGAAUACAAAAUUGCAGCAUCUGCAUUGUCAUUUUAGGUCAAAAGCUUUCUUGCAAUAAUACUAGACAUGAGAAUACAUACAGGCAACAUGCAAAGCCAGCAAUUGCAAGAUCUUUGUAAUUAAAAAUUACAGAAACGUUCUGUAAAAAGCAGCUACUGUAUAUGCUGAUCAAAUACUUUGAUCAUAAAUAUUACCAUUUGCUUGUAAUUUUCCAAACAACACUGAAUGACAAAAUGGAAUGGAACCUACUAGGUCUUAAUUUAAGGUGUGAGUUUUGCCCCUUUUUGUUUUUUUUACAGUUUAGAAAUACUGCUUUGAUAUUUUUAGUAUGACAAAAUGAUUUGUUUCCUUUCACAUGUUCAGUUCCCAAUUGAGAUAUAGAAUUCCACAAAUCUCCAGGCAAUUUGAACAAUUUUUGUUUCAGUUUACAGUUUUUCUCAAUUGCUUUGGCUCAGUUCUCAAAUGUUUUUUUUAUUUCCCAAAACAUUAAGUUCAGAUCUCUGAACAAUUCGCUUCUUUUUCACAUCAGAUUGGAAUUUCUUAUUGAUUUGAGCAACUUGCAAAUGCUUUGGCACAUGUGUGCAAAGAGUACAUACAACUGUCUGCAGUUUGGACAACAAAUAAUUGCAUAUGGCUUGUUGAUCAAAACUGAUGACUCGAUUCUCACUUACACUGUCAAACACUUCAGAACUUCUCAGACAUUUUUUAUUGUGUAAGCCAUCACAUUCAAAACGAUCUAUUCAAUUAUCAUAAUUAGUAUACAUGAAUGUAUAUUCUAAAAUAUAUCUGACAUUGACAUUGUUCGUAAUGUUUGCUAAAUUGGCACUCUAAUUGCAUUCACAAUCUAAUUGCAAAUUACCUCUAAUAUGAAUCAACCAUUUAAC